Pistacia vera is the source of this 1169-nucleotide messenger RNA. RefSeq names its product G-type lectin S-receptor-like serine/threonine-protein kinase CES101. The coding region runs from base 1 to 858 and encodes 285 amino acids. The record is from RefSeq and is a predicted model, not a curated record. Gene Ontology annotation, molecular function: ATP binding; protein kinase activity. NCBI's taxonomy places the organism in Eukaryota, Viridiplantae, Streptophyta, Magnoliopsida, Sapindales, Anacardiaceae. The transcript is spliced from 7 exons. Gene Ontology annotation, biological process: protein phosphorylation.
AUGGGAAUUCUGAUAAUCACCACUUUGGGUACUCUUAUUUAUUACUUUAGGAGAAAGCUCAAAAACAAAGGAAAGGAUUUGAUGCUAUUUGAUUUCAGUAAUGAAGUAAAUAAGCUUGGGAAAAAUAGUAAAAAGGAAGUUGAACUACCAUUAUUCAGUUUCGCAAGUGUCUCUGCAGCAACAAAUAAUUUCUCAGACUCAAAUUUCUCAGUCUACAAGGGAGUAUUACUAAAAGGAGAUGAGAUAGCUGUGAAAAGGCUUUCAAGAGGAUCUGGGCAAGGAUUGGAAGAGUUAAAAAAUGCAGCACUUGUCAUAGCCAAGAUUCAACACAAGAAUCUUGUUAGACUUUUGGGCUGCUGCAUCCUUAAAGAUGAGAAGAUUUUGAUCUACGAAUACAUGCCUAAUAAAAGCUUAGACAUGUGCCUCGUUGAUUCAACUAAGUGUAGGUUAUUAGAUUGGGGAAUAUGUGUUCGGAUCAUUCAAGGGAUUGCUCAAGGACUUAUUUAUCUUCAUCAAUAUUCAAGAGUUCGAAUUAUUCACAGAGAUCUUAAGGAGGGUAAUAUUUUGUUAGAUAAAAAUAUGAAUCUUAAAAUAUCAGAUUUUGGUAUGGCAAGAAUUUUUGGAGAAAACGAGUUACAAGUUAACACCCAGAGGAUCGUUGAGACUUAUGGAUAUGUAUCCCCAGAAUAUGCCCGUGAAGGAGUAAUCUCUGUCAAAUCUGAUGUCUUCAGCUUUGGGGUAUUGCUUCUGGAGAUUGUGAGCGGCAAGAAAAACAAUGAGUUUCAUCACACGCCCUUUCUCACUCUCCUUGGUUAUAUUAAUUGUUUUAUUUAUGGUGACUCCGAGAUCAUCUGCUAAUAAGCCAGAAAAAUGUUGUAUCAUUUGAAGUAACAGCUUCAGUUUUGGUAGCCAGGUGGCUGUGAAGAUUGAUUCCCACUUUCACUAAAUCUCUUUAGUUCAAAUGGGUGUACGUAAUUGGUCUUAUUAAGAGGUACAUUUGGAUGUUGUUUUGGUCAGCUACGGUGACUUGAAGCAUGUCAUUGCGUUACUUUAACAUUAUUAACUUGUCAAUCAUCAUUUUGCCCCUUAUAGUUUCUUCUAAAUUUUCAGUUACAACCGUUAAAAUAUUUAACCCCCUCAAGUUGGACCUCUUACAUUUACUCUUCAAA